This is a messenger RNA of Salvia miltiorrhiza (redroot sage), 1495 nucleotides long. RefSeq names its product protein XRI1-like. NCBI's taxonomy places the organism in Eukaryota, Viridiplantae, Streptophyta, Magnoliopsida, Lamiales, Lamiaceae. Gene Ontology annotation, biological process: female meiotic nuclear division; male meiotic nuclear division. The transcript is spliced from 9 exons. The record is from RefSeq and is a predicted model, not a curated record. The coding region runs from base 425 to 1294 and encodes 289 amino acids.
AAUCCGAAUAUUUAGCAUUGUGUAGAAAUCAUAAAUCUUUUAUUACCCGCGAAUUAAGAAUUAAGAUUAAAAAAAAAAAAAAAAAAGGAAACUGAGCCCAGUUUCAACCCACUACAUCACUCGCUGCUGUCAGUUUUCAAGAGCUGAUUUUUUUCCUUUUAUUUUUUAAUUUUUUUUUGUGCCUUCGAAAUUGGCGAAUUUCCAUUAACAUUUCCUUCCCUUUUCACGCCUGAACUGAAAGUUACAGUAGAUGGGUUCUCUGACACUGUGCUAGAAUACAUAUAUAUAUACUCAACGGCUAUAUUUAAUGGGUUUCAUUGGUCGUUGCUGCUUUGAUUAGACUUUCGUUUGUUUAGUUAUAUUUUGCGGGCUUUUUGUUUUCUUCUUUGAAUUGCAGAGAGAAGGGAGUGAGUUGGGGGAAAAAAUGGACUACAAUUGCAAUGAGAUGUGGGAUUGGCAAGGUGAUGAUUGCAGUCUUGAAGAUAAUACGAGCAUAGAAAUACUGACCGGUUUGAGCCAAAACGAAGAGCAGCUCCCUUGUUCUUUUGAUGAUGAAACUACACCGGUCAAGGCUUGUGGAGAUUUAGCUCACCAUGUAACCAACAACGAAGUUACGGGGAAAGAGUUAGAAGAAAAUAGGGAGCAUCCCUAUCAAGUAAAAAGGCGUAGGAUGCUACAGUUUGAGUCUGAAGUCCUCGAUUCUCCUCCUUUCCAUGAGGAGAUGUUUCUGAGAUCUAAGGAGACGCAAGAUUCACUCGAAGAUGCUAUCACUGAUAUGUCGGAGUGGGUUAACGGAUUUGCAGGCCCAGCUGAACCCAGCAGUGUGUAUCUGGAAGAAGGGUGGAUUGCGGAGUGCUUCAACGAUGACGAGAUGCAUUUCAACGCUGAGGAUACCAGUAGUGCUCCCGAAGCAUCUGAUGUUCAGGUCGACAACGGAGAGGAUUCCAACACUGCUCCCGAAUACGAUGCUAAUGCAAUCGAGAAACAUCCAGUUCAUUCCCCAGGAAACGUAGUUUUCAAAGGUAGGAAGUCAUACAUGCGCACACCUCCUAAGCUAGCCUCGUCCGUUGUCUAUCCAUUCACCUUCAUCAAACCAUGUGGUGUGCACGGAGACGUGACCUUGAAGGACAUAAACAAGCGGAUACAUACUCCGCCCAAAUCAAAGCAAAACGAGCAAGACCCUUCCGUUCCUUACCCCACCUCAGCGUUUUCCGGGAAGCCCGUUGUCGGGAAGACCAAGAUCCGCACAGAAGGCGGAGAAGGCAGCAUUACAAUUCUUCGGACCCGAGGGUAAGAUGCCUUUACUGACUGCGUGCUCGUUUAUCUUCGUCUCUCUUACUCGUAUGAAGCUGCAAGAGUUGCUAACUUUAUGGUUAAUAUUGCUCUUAGGGUUACAUUAAUAUGUUGUUGUACUCCCAAGAUUUUCUUGGCAGAGCUGUGUUGUUUGCAUAUUUUCUGUAUGCUUUGGAAAUUACUUGAGGAUUUUGAGCUUCAA